Molecule: messenger RNA, 1652 nt
Organism: Momordica charantia (bitter melon)
Lineage: Eukaryota; Viridiplantae; Streptophyta; Magnoliopsida; Cucurbitales; Cucurbitaceae
Biological process (GO): GPI anchor biosynthetic process
Cellular component (GO): endoplasmic reticulum membrane
Molecular function (GO): hydrolase activity, acting on ester bonds
Source: RefSeq, a predicted model, not a curated record
CACUACUGAGUCGAAGAUCAGCUCACGAGGAUUCCGAUCUCUCUUUGCCCAACCAAAAACUUCUCUCUCUUCUUCUUCUUCUGUUCUUCCCCGACUCGGCCUCGACUCAGUUACUGACUCGGUUUCUCUGAUUCAUGGAACCUAACCAGUCAAAUCUUCACUCGAACCUCGAUUCGCACACCCUUUAAUUCCUUUUACAAGAAAUCUUUCAAAAACUUCCCUCCCCUGUUUUCACUUUUCCAGCAAUCGGAUGGCCCAUCCUCAUUCCCUUCUCCUCCUUCCCUUCUUCUGCUUUCUCUUCCCUCUUCUCCACCUCCACGCCAGCCCUGGUGAUGCUGAUCCUAUUUACAAGGGCUGUGUGCUGCAGUGUGAGAAAUCUGGAUGCGCUGGUGACAAAUGUUUUCAGCAUUGUAAAUUCUCAUCUGAUGGGAAGUCUGUUGAUGGUCCAUGGUAUCUGCAGGAACCUCUGUAUGUACGCUGGAAACAGUGGGACUGCCAGAGCGAUUGCAGGUACCACUGCAUGCUUGCUAGGGAGGAAGAAAGAACAAAUCUUGGCGAUAAGCCUGUCAAAUACCAUGGGAAAUGGCCGUUUAGACGAAUUUAUGGCAUCCAGGAACCGGUUGCAGUUGCUCUUGCUACUCUCAAUCUUGCCGUGCAAUUUCAUGGCUGGUUAUCCUUUUUCAUUCUUCUGUACUACAAGCUUCCAUUGAAGCCGGAUAAGAGGACCUACUAUGAAUUUACAGGAUUGUGGCAUAUCUAUGGGAUCUUAGCGAUGAAUUCUUCGUUUUGGAAUGCUGCAUUUCACUGUAGAGAUGUGGAGUUGACUGAGAAGCUGGAUUAUUCUUCAGCUGUGGCAUUUAUUGGAUUUUCCCUAAUUGUAGCCCUGCUGCGAGCUUUAAAUGCAAGAGAUGAACCUGCUAGGGUCAUGGUUUCUGCUCCAAUUAUCUCAUUCGUGACGACCCACAUCUUGUACCUCAACUUCUAUAAACUUGAUUAUGGUCUGAAUGCUAAGGUCUGCCUGGUCAUGGGCGUUACUCAGCUUCUUGUUUGGGCAGCUUUUGCCGUCGUUUCUCACUAUCCAUCACAAUGGAAGUUGUGGGUGCUAGUCUUGGGCGGCACCAUUGCCAUGCUUCUGGAGGCAUUCGAUUUCCCUCCAUACAGAGGAUACGUCGAUGCCCACGCACUCUGGCAUGCAACUUCGAUUCCUCUUUCGUACAUGUGGUGGAGUUUUGUGAGGGAUGAUGCUGAAUUUAGGACUUCGGCUCUUCUCAAGAAAGAAAAGUAACAUAUCCAAUCUCACAACCUGCACUAAUCAGAUGGAGGAAUUUCUCAAAGCACUUGCAUUUCAAUGUUAGUUCAUCAACACUCUGGUAGGUUCCCUUGUUUUUCUGGUGUUGCUUGGCAAAAUAGCAAAAUGUUACCCUUAAUUGUUCUUUGUAUAAUGAUAUUUGAAUAUCAGGACCAAUAAGUUUUCUUUUUCUUCUCACUCUAGUUUUUUACUUUUUGGUCCUGAGAAAUUUGUUGGUCAACACAUAAUUAAAUGUCUCUCAGCACCACUGCAGUUCUUCACAAUGUAAACAUGCAAAUAUUAUGCUGAUAUCAGCAGGUUAUGUUAUUCAGGAUCUGAUAUUAUGCAGUUCGCAACCCUCAAA